Eriocheir sinensis (Chinese mitten crab) is the source of this 852-nucleotide messenger RNA. Its product is annotated as carbohydrate sulfotransferase 3-like. Gene Ontology annotation, molecular function: N-acetylglucosamine 6-O-sulfotransferase activity. Bases 42 to 830 code for a protein of 262 amino acids. The transcript has 6 exons. NCBI's taxonomy places the organism in Eukaryota, Metazoa, Arthropoda, Malacostraca, Decapoda, Varunidae. Gene Ontology annotation, biological process: N-acetylglucosamine metabolic process; sulfur compound metabolic process. The record is from RefSeq and is a predicted model, not a curated record.
GAAGGUGGCUAGAAAGUGGUAGUGGAGUGGUGGUGGAGGUGAUGCUCGUCGCCUACCAGCGCAGCGGCUCCUCCUUCACCGGGGAGCUGCUGGCCUCGGGGGGCAGCACCAUCUACACCUUCGAGCCACUCUUCCCCUGGCGGCGGCGUCUGGGCCCCUCGGCUGACCCUGCACUGCUGAGGGACGCUGCACGGCUGCUGGGCGACAUGCUUGACUGCCGGCCCGAGGUCAUCCGCAAAUGGCAGGAGCACAAGUUCUAUUACUUCAGGAAGAAACCCGCAGAUGUGAAGGACUUCUGUAAGGACGCUUCCAUUCGCAUCCUGAAAACCAUCCGGGCACGAGCUUCCUUCCUGCUGCCUUGGCUUGCGAAACGGCAGGAUGUGAAGGUCAUUCACUUGGUGCGUGACCCUCGAGGGAUCCUGAGCUCGGUGAAGCGAGGACAACAGCUCUGGAGUGACAACAACAGAGACAUCGCCCUCCAGUGUGCCAAUAUCAAGGGGGACCUCAGCCUUGAAACACUUGGGCCUCAGAGGUACCUACGGGUGGAGUACGAGGAUCUGGUUGACAAGCAGAUGGAGGUGACCAGACUAAUGUUUUCCUUCCUGGGGGUGCCGGUGACUCCCUCAGUGGAGGAGUUUGUGAAGGAGCACACCCACCAGGACCCCGACCCCACCCCCGUCCCUCAAAGGUACCUCAACACCUACCGGGACUCAGGGUAUCGCCACGACCACUGGAGGAACGAGCUGGACGGCCUGGAGGUGCAGCACAUCCAGACCGUCUGCAGGGAGGUCAUGAACCUCCUCCACUACCCCUUUGUGUCUCCCUCCUGAUCAGUUUGAUAGAAUUUUUUUU